AUGGCUUCAGUUAAGCCAAUCAUUGGCGGGGGCCUUUUCUUGUCCAAAGACAACUGGACCCCUGCUGCCCUCAAGUCAUGCCUCGAAGAUCUCCGUGUGAGGGGAGUGACUGAGAUAGACGUCGCACAAGGUUACGGUGACAGCGAAGAGCUCCUCGGUGAAGCUCGAGCUGGAGAAAGCUUCAACAUCGCCACGAAAAUUCCUGGCAUUAUGGACCCUGGCUCUUUGCGCAAAGACCAAGUAUUUCAGCGAACUCGGGCAUCAUUGAAGAAGCUCAAUAUCAAGCAAACCGACAUUCUUUACCUCCACUCCCCUGAUCCUACGAUUCCCAUCGAGGAGACUCUCUCAGGCAUCCAACAGCUUUUCGAAGAUGGAGCUUUUCGGCGCUUCGGCGUUUCCAAUCACACGGCCAAUGAGGUGCAGAGAGUCUACGACCAUCAGAAAUCCAAAGGCUGGGUUCUUCCAACCGUCUACCAGGGGAACUAUAAUCCCUUGACCAGAAAUUUUGAGAAGACCUUGUUUCCAACGUUACGCAAACUAGGCAUCUCCUUCUACGCUUACAGUCCUACGGCUGGGGGCUUCUUAGCAAAGACGAAGCAACAGAUCGUGGACGGAGCUGGCCGAUUCGGGAAAGAGGGAGGCGCUCAGGGCUUCUUCUACAACGAGAUGUACAACAAGCCGUCAGUGUUGGAGGCGUUGGCAACUUGGAAUGAGAUCGCCCAGGAUGCGGGUGUGUCGGGAUAUGAUCUAGCCACUCGAUGGGUAGCUUUCAAUUCUGCCCUUGACCCAGCACAUGAAGACGGUAUCGUAAUGGGUGCAAGCAGGUACCUCAGCUGGGCGAUAAUCUCGCCGGCUUGA
Colletotrichum aenigma is the source of this 858-nucleotide messenger RNA. RefSeq names its product Oxidoreductase sirO (gene sirO-1). The coding region runs from base 1 to 858 and encodes 285 amino acids. The record is from RefSeq and is a predicted model, not a curated record. The transcript has a single exon. Lineage: Eukaryota; Fungi; Ascomycota; Sordariomycetes; Glomerellales; Glomerellaceae.